Messenger RNA from Macrosiphum euphorbiae (potato aphid), 234 nucleotides. Lineage: Eukaryota; Metazoa; Arthropoda; Insecta; Hemiptera; Aphididae. The record is from the annotation of a GenBank genome assembly.
AUGACCGUUGAAGAAUUUUCAAAUGAACCUAAUCUUAAAAGAAGAGGUCGAGGAUAUUUCAUGGAAUUUAAUAAUACCACACAAACUGAAGUUUAUGACGGAUUUUUAAAUUGCUUAAAAUGGAUCAAUGGAACAAUGAAUAAUCCAAAAAUAUUCAUAGCAGAAAACGGAUUUCCCGAGGAAGAUGGCAUUGAUGAAAAUGAAAAAAAAUUGCUUACCAUACUGGUAUUCUAA